Molecule: messenger RNA, 2084 nt
Organism: Taeniopygia guttata (zebra finch)
Lineage: Eukaryota; Metazoa; Chordata; Aves; Passeriformes; Estrildidae
Gene: SNX17
Product: sorting nexin 17
Biological process (GO): signal transduction; intracellular protein transport; endocytic recycling
Cellular component (GO): early endosome
Molecular function (GO): phosphatidylinositol binding
Source: RefSeq, a predicted model, not a curated record
GGGGCGGCCCUGGGGCGGGCGGUGCUGCCGGCCGCGCCAUCGCGGGGAGUGCUGGCCCGAGAUGGCGGCGGCGGGAGGCGGGUAGCGGGGGCGCGCUCGGCCUGGCCAUGCACUUCUCCAUUCCCGAGACCGAGACCCGCGCCGGGGACGGCGGCGCCGCCGCCUACGUGGCCUACAACAUCCACGUGAACGGGGUGCUGCACUGCCGGGUGCGCUACAGCCAGCUCCUGGGCCUGCAUGAGCAGUUAAGGAAGGAGUAUGGCGCCAAUGUGGUCCCAGCCUUUCCCCCAAAGAAGAUCUUCACGCUCACCCCAGCAGAGGUAGAGCAGCGACGGGAGCAGCUGGAGAAGUACAUGCAGGCUGUGCGUCAAGACCCAACGCUGGGAGGCAGCGAGACCUUCAACAGCUUCCUGCGCAAGGCCCAGCAGGAGACGCAGCAGAUCCCCACAGAGGAGGUGGUGCUGGAAGUGCUGCUCUCUAACGGGCAGAAGGUCAAGGUCACCAUCCUUACGUCGGACCAGACAGAGGAUGUCCUUGAGGCUGUGGCCUCCAAGCUGGAUCUGCCAGAUGACCUGGUUGGCUACUUCAGCCUCUUUCUAGUGAGAGAGACCAAGGAUGGAGCUUUCUCCUUUGUGCGAAAGCUGCAGGAGUUUGAGCUGCCGUACGUGUCGGUCACCAGCCUGCACAACCCCGAGUUCCAGAUCAUCCUGCGCAAGAGCUACUGGGACUCGGCCUAUGACGACGAUGUGAUGGAGCAUCGCGUGGGGUUGAACUUGCUGUAUGCACAGACGGUGUCAGACAUUGAACAUGGAUGGAUCCUUGUCAACAAGGAACAGCACCGGCAGCUGAAGUCCCUGCAAGAAAAGGUCUCCAAGAAGGAGUUCAUCCGCCUGGCGCAGACCCUGAAGUACUACGGUUAUCUCAAGUUUGACCCCUGUGUCACCGACUUCCCCGAGAAGGGCUGCCACGUCGUCGUCAGUGCCGGCAACAACGAGCUCAACUUCCAGGUGCGGCUGCCGAACGAGCAGAUCAAAGAGGGCAGCUUCAAGGUCACACGCAUGCGGUGCUGGCGGGUCACAUCCUCGGUGCCGAUGAACAAUGGCCCUUCGGGGAGCAGCCCAGGGAAAUCCGAGGUGAAGCUGGAGUUGGCUUUUGAGUACCUGAUGAGCAAGGACCGGCUGCAGUGGGUCACCAUCACCAGCCCACAGGCCAUCAUGCUGAGCAUCUGCUUGCAGUCCAUGGUAGACGAGCUGAUGGUGAAAAAAUCGGGAGGCAGCAUCCGCAAGAUGUUUCGGCGGCGGGUGAACGGGGCCCUGCGGCGCUCGGACAGCCAGCAGGCUGUGAAGUCACCCCCGCUGCUGGACUCACCUGAUGCCUCCUGGGAGCCCAUGGCCAAACUCUCGAGCAAGCUCACUUCUGUCAGCCUGCGUGGGAUCAGCCACUCCAGCUCUGCAAACGACGUGGGUGCUAAUGACUUCCACGGCAAUUACGCCUUUGAGGGCAUUGGUGAUGAGGAUCUGUAGUGCCCCUUCCCAGGACAGCCCCAGCCCGAGCAAGGGCCUUCGCUGAGGAAUGUACGACCUGCAGCCAGGUUGCAAUCAACGUGCCUCUCACCUGCUACAACCACCUUUCCCUGCUCCCCGGGGCUGGAAGCUCGCCCCCAGCCCACCAUUGCCUUUGGGGUGGGGGCAGCUGAACUCCUCCCGCUGCUGGCUCCAGCUGGGAGAGGGCUUGUUUGACCUGAACAGUUUGCCCGGGCAGAGCCCUGGAGCUGCAGUGCAGGGCCUGGCCCAGCCUGGGGGCAGAGCAGCUCCUGUCCCAGCUGGGAAGGCCUGGCCCAGCCUGGGGGCAGACCCAGGCAGGCUCCAUAAUGCCAAAUUAGCAUUUAGGUUUGUGCUCCGAGACAGAGCGCAGUACGCUGUCUCAGGGGCUCCGCGCAGAGUCCCCUCUAACCCGCUCAUAGACGCCAGCAUAAUCUAGGCUUGUAACUACGUAUCUCCUGCUGCUCAGCCCGACAGAGCAUUAAUGGACAGUAACUGAUGUUUACACACUGCAACAAUGAUUAAAACGGAUCCUGAUUGGUA